UCUUCGAACCAAUAUUCACCGAACUCUAGCUUACAAGCCGCUCCUUUCUCUCUCUCUCAAUUUCUUCAAAUUUUUGCUCCUCUGUUUUCCUCUCAAAGUUUCUCCAUUUAGGGCUCGAUGUGUGUCCUCUACUUCUCAAUUCUGGUUCAUGUCUGAGAGCAGUUGAUCAAGAAAAAGCGAAGGUGCCUAAAAUUUUUGAACCUGCAAUACCUGUCAGAAUACCUGUCGUUGAAGAAAUAGAUGAAGCAAAAAUGAGAACAAAACUAAGGUCCUCAACUAUAUCGAAGUUCUUUUCUCUGCUGUUGGUAAUACUCAUGAUUGCUUUUGAUGUAUCAAGUACUGAUUCUCCAUUAGCUGAGGUAAAUGAGGUUGAUAGCUCAGAAAAUGAUCUAGAACUAGGGCAGCAUGAGAAAGUUUCUUUAGUUCGCCUAGCAAAGGGGAAUGAAUACUCUGAUAGCUCAGAAAGGGAUCUAGACCAAGGGUGUCUUACAGCUUCAUAUCUUCAGCUUGAGUUGGCCGAAACAACUAUCAGUUUUGAUUCUGUACUUGAGUCAGUGAACCACAUUAAUACUGAAAGCUUAAGCUUUGUGAAAGACGAUUCUGCUUUUGAAGAUGCCCAACCUUUGGAAAUGCUGCAGAGAUCUCCGAUUGAUAGAAAUGGAGGUAAUGUUGGAGCAUUCCAUGUCCUGGGAAUUUCCUCAUCCUCACUUGUCCUGGGUCUGCUAGCUGCUACAGUUCUCCAGAUCUAUCUAAAGAGAAGAAGUGAUAAGAUCACUCUGCAUCCAGUAGAUGAAGUCUCAAAACAUAAUGUUGUCAAAGAGAAAGAAUAUUCCUCUCAAAACUGGCCAACAGAGGUUGAUGUCGCAGGAGAGUACUCUUGUACUUCAGAAAUGAGCUGCAGCUUUCAGAUGAGUUCAACUUAUAGAGAGAAAUACCCCGAAUCAGUAAAUGAUGAAGCUCAGAGCAUAGAGAAGAAACAUAGAAAGAGUAAUAGGAGAGAGUCCCUGGCUGCAUUUGAUGAGUACUCAAUGGGUUCACCUUCUUUUGGAAGUAUCACUACAUACGAGAGGAUUCAUGGCAAGCAUGAAAGUGGAAGGGAAGAAGUCAUCAUCCCGGUAAGGCGCUCAAGCAGAAUUAGAAGUCAUGUCCCUUCUUCAACGUUUAGAUUCUGAAGAUGUUUUGCUUGUUUGCUAGAGCAGAACCAGAAGUCAUGUCACAAGCAUACAACACAAGCGAACAUUUUUUUAGGCAUAGUCAUUCCUACCUAAUACCUUCUGAUGUAAUUGAAGUGAUUCAGACGUAGUGAUUUGUGUUCUUUUUUAUGUUUUACUUAGCUGAUGUCUUUGAUAGUGCAACUUUCUACAUGCUGUUUGUGUAAGUUGGGAAAUUUCUAGUGGUUUGUGCUUAACCCAUUUGGGAAUUUCCAGA
Nicotiana tabacum (common tobacco) is the source of this 1428-nucleotide messenger RNA. RefSeq lists its product as uncharacterized. Lineage: Eukaryota; Viridiplantae; Streptophyta; Magnoliopsida; Solanales; Solanaceae. The record is from RefSeq and is a predicted model, not a curated record.